GCGGUGUUUCGCUACCUGCCCGAAGAAGAGACGUGGGAACUUUGCGGCCACAUGCCUCAGGCCAAGAGUUACCACGCAUCCGUCGCCGUCGAAGACAGCGUGUACAUCAUAGGUGGAUACACGUUGGAGUCGACGUUUGACGCUGAGCCCUUGGCUAGCGCGUCCUGUUUCCGACUCGACGUCCUCGCGAUGUCCUGGGAAACUGUGGCACCGCUGAACCGGGCCAGGGCUUGUCACGUGGCUGUUGCAGCGCUGGGACGCAUCUACGUGGCCGGCGGCAAAGACAAGAAAGGCAGGAUCACGGACUCGGUGGAAAGCUACGACGUGUCCACCGGACGCUGGGAGCAGCUCCCGAAUCUCCCGCGUCCCCUGAUGGCCUCCGCGGCUGCCCACUUCCAGGGGUCCUUCUGGGUCCUGGGAGGGGUGACGCGCUCCAAGAACACCGACUGCAGGGUCACGGACGCUGUCUACCAGUUUGACUUCACUGACGUAACAGAAAAGUAUUGUUUUGCUCCUCCUUCUUCAACAGGAAAUCAGGUGUCUAUAUUCGGAGGCAUCGAUACCGAACGCGGCGUGGCCACUGACGCCCACACCCAGCUGAACGUGUCGGACCAGACAAUCCGUGCCGCCCGACCGCUGCCUUGUCCACUCGCUGGCGCUAGCGCCCUGGCCUUUUCGGGCUACCGCAGGUCGCCGUCCCUCAAGUCACUGCGUUCCGAAGCUGAAAGCGACGACGACGAGCCCAAGCUCAAGCUGCGAACAGUCUACCGUCGGUACCGGCAGCGCAGGAAACUCCGGGAUCAAGAAAGCGACCUCGAUCCGAGAUUUCCGAAAGCUGGCGUUUUCGAAUCGACUCGGAUUUUAGACUCGACGUUCGACCACGCCAAGAUUCGAAGGCAAGACAUUUCCCGCGAAAAGUCGCCGGACUUCGGAACGAAGGAGGAGCGGCUUUCCGUGGAGCUCCGAAAUCACGGGCGGCAACUCAGAAAGGAGCUCGUCUCAAGCAGGGAGCUGAAGUGCGCGCAGGGUGUCGUCCGGAGCGACUCGUACCAGAUCCUGGCCCCUGCUGUGGAUCCCAACCUCGGUCUGGCCCUGGUUCUCCAAGACGAAGAGAAAACUUACAGGUGGGUACAGUUCACAAAGUACACUUCCGCCGCCCUUACACCACUCCGACUUUCAAAAAUAUACGUUAAAAAAAAAAAAAAAAAACUUGCGAGGACAAAUUUUUAA
Molecule: messenger RNA, 1230 nt
Organism: Ixodes scapularis (black-legged tick)
Lineage: Eukaryota; Metazoa; Arthropoda; Arachnida; Ixodida; Ixodidae
Product: kelch-like protein 12
Exons: 8
Coding region: 52-1230 (392 amino acids)
Molecular function (GO): protein binding
Source: RefSeq, a predicted model, not a curated record